Clonostachys rhizophaga is the source of this 1389-nucleotide messenger RNA. The record is from the annotation of a GenBank genome assembly. NCBI's taxonomy places the organism in Eukaryota, Fungi, Ascomycota, Sordariomycetes, Hypocreales, Bionectriaceae.
AUGUUUUCACCGAUCCUUAUGGGGACGCUUGUUCCGCUCGGCCUAGUCGGCCAAUUCCCAGAUACAGACUGGCACUUCCGCCGUGCAACAAACAGAGAUGGCUUAUGCGUACCGGUUACAAACGUGACUUCACAUGGACCGUACGACGGUCCGUCGCCUACUACGACUGGUGCGCUCUCCACGUCAAUCGUAGCUCCUUCUGUCCCGGCUCUGCCUCCUCCCGACGAUGCCUUCAACUAUCCAGCAGACGGGCAGCUCCACGGCGACCAACCGGCCCCGUACACGCCGAGCGGCGGCCUCGGGACCAAUGGCUCCGCACCCGUCUACCGCGUGCAGAGCGACUUUGACUACCAAUCACUCGCGUUGGCUCUGUACCAGGAAUGGAUCGAGUUAGACCUCUUCCACUGGGGUCUAGCCACCUUCAGCGAGGCCGACUUCGAAGCCGCAGGAAUCAACGCAGAGGACCGCUUCCUCAUCCAGCACAUGGCGGACCAGGAGAUUGGCCACGCCACUGUCAUCACCAACAUGCUGGGCCCGCAGGCGCCAAAGCAGUGCACCUACAACUAUCCGGUCACAAACGUGCGCGAGUUCAUAGACUUCAACCAGAAGCUCACCCGCUGGGGCGAGUCGGGUGUGUACGGAUUCCUACCGCACCUCAACUCCGGCCCAGCGGCACAGCUCCUCCUGCAGAGCAUCACUGUCGAGGCCCGUCAGCAGCUCAUUUUCCGUCAAUUUGGUGGACAGUUCCCCAUGCCCGAGUGGCAUAUAGCUGGUAUCCCCCAGAGCUGGGCCUGGACCUUCCUGGCACCGUACAUCUCGAGUUGCCCGGCUGACCAGACGAGGCUGGUGUGGCAGAACUUUCCUGCGCUGCACGUCCUCAACCAGCCAAACCCGGCUCGAGUCAAUGGCUCAGACUCGUUCAACGAGACGAUCGGGGGCUCGAGCAACACGCUCUCUACUGCCGACAUCGCUGACGACCAGCUGUGCCUUAACGCUACCGAGCAAGGUUCUGACUGCGGCCCUGCCAUCAGUCAGAAUCGCAGCAUUCCGCUCUCGUACCCGGGACGAAAGGUAUUCCUGCAAUGGGACGAGCCUGGCCAAGUUGUUGGGCCCAACAACAGCUACGUGACCUCUACCAACGUUCAGGUGCCCCAAUUCGCCGCCUGGGUGUCGCAGCUAAAUGUCACAUACUCGCCCCUCGAGAACGUGAACGCUACGGAUCGCACGGCGUACACAUUUCAGCCUGAUGUGUCGACGUGGGCUGGCGAUCCGGCUAUCAACGGAACCAUGUUUCUCGCCCUGACGGAUGUGGAUAUGUAUGUUACGCCGUACAACCUGACUCAGAUCAAUCCACACGUGAGGGCGCUUGCUAUAUACCAGGCUGGUUGA